AUGGGUUGUUUCUUGUGUUCUGGAAAAUCAAAGAAGAAAGCAAAGCAACAACAGAACAACACGUCUAUUGAUCAGAUCCCAUCAAAAGAAAAAUUGAAGUUGAACCUGUCACUUGAUGUGAAAUCGGAAGCUUCUAAAGAUGGAGGAUCUGAUCAUAUUGCUGCGCACACAUUUACAUUUCGUGAAUUAGCGACUGCAACCAAGAACUUUAGGGCAGAUUGUCUCUUAGGUGAAGGAGGAUUUGGUAGAGUUUACAAAGGACGACUAGAGAGUACUAAUCAGAUUGUGGCUAUCAAGCAACUUGAUAGAAAUGGUUUGCAAGGGAAUAGAGAAUUUCUUGUUGAAGUUUUGAUGCUAAGCCUACUUCAUCAUCCAAACUUAGUCAACUUGAUUGGAUACUGUGCUGAUGGAGAUCAGAGACUUUUGGUGUACGAAUAUAUGCCAUUAGGAUCAUUGGAAGAUCAUCUACACGAUCUUCCGCCUGAUAAGAAGCAUCUUGACUGGAAUAUGAGAAUGAAAAUAGCAGCUGGCGCUGCAAAGGGCUUGGAGUAUUUACAUGAUAAAGCAAAUCCGCCCGUUAUAUAUCGAGAUCUGAAAUGCUCAAACAUUUUACUAGACAAAGCAUAUCACCCCAAACUAUCUGAUUUUGGGUUAGCCAAAUUGGGUCCUGUUGGGGACAAUACUCAUGUAUCCACAAGAGUAAUGGGAACAUAUGGAUAUUGUGCACCUGAAUAUGCAAUGACAGGACAACUUACGUUGAAAUCAGAUGUAUAUAGUUUUGGAGUUGUUCUUAUGGAGAUCAUCACCGGAAGGAAGGCAAUUGAUAAUUCAAAAGCUGCUGAGGAGCACAAUCUGGUUGCAUGGGCUCGGCCCUUGUUCAGGGAUCGUAGGAAGUUCUCUCAAAUGGCAGAUCCAAUGCUUCAAGGUCAGUACCCGACUCGGGGAUUAUACCAGGCUCUUGCUGUUGCUGCAAUGUGUGUUCAGGAGCAGCCAAACAUGCGGCCCCUUAUAGCGGACGUAGUUACGGCGCUAACUUAUCUUGCAUCCCAGAAAUAUGACCCUGAAACCAUGCCAGUGCAAAGGCCAAGCUCAACCUCUUCGACUCCAAGAAUGCGAAGGUGA
Fraxinus pennsylvanica is the source of this 1122-nucleotide messenger RNA. Lineage: Eukaryota; Viridiplantae; Streptophyta; Magnoliopsida; Lamiales; Oleaceae. The record is from the annotation of a GenBank genome assembly.